Salvia hispanica is the source of this 1583-nucleotide messenger RNA. RefSeq lists its product as uncharacterized. The record is from RefSeq and is a predicted model, not a curated record. Lineage: Eukaryota; Viridiplantae; Streptophyta; Magnoliopsida; Lamiales; Lamiaceae.
AUGCAUCCUCUGGCGCAGCUGCAAUGUUUGGUGUUGAGAUCAAAACCAAACACAAGAGCCAUCCGCCUCAUCCGCUCGUGGCUAUUGGAAGAGAGACUUUGUCUCUGUGCGAUGCCUGUGGAGAGAGGCAUGGUGGUUUCUUCUUCUCGUGCCAACAAUGUAAUUUCUGGAUUCAUCAAGACUGCACCAUACUGCCUACCUCUCUCAACAUACUUUCUAUUGCUUGGCCUUUCCUCCUCGGAUAUUCUAUUCCUGCCAUAUUCCGACAUUAUAAGUGCAUCGUUUGCCACGAAUCCUUGCUUCAUACCCAUAAUGCCAUCUAUUUAUGUCCCGAAAUCAUGGAGUUUUCUCAUGUCAGAUGUGGACUCGACAAAAUUCAGUCCAAAACAAGGCUAGAGUUGAUCCAACUGCCAGAUGACGAGUUGGACACAUUUCCAAGUUUGGAGAUCCGUACAUACUCGCAGAGAAACCAAACAGAUAAUAUUGGUGAUGGAGAUAAGAAGCUUGCAAUGGAGAAUUUUCACAAGCAUCCUUUGAUCCUAGUUGGUGAUGAGGAAGAGGAUCAUGAUUAUAAUCACAAACUAGUGUGUGAUAUAUGCAUAAAGAUCAUUACUAUUCCAUCUCCAUUUUACAGAUGCUCUCAACAAACUGGAGGUUGCUCUUUCCUUGCCCAUAAAGUCUGUGCAGAGCUUCUCCCCAUUAUCAAGUUUGAGAUUCCAACUGGUUUUGACAGCGAUUCACUAAUGGCACAACCUUUUCUGUACCCGGACAAAUCGUACUUCAGUUCAAUAUUUCUCUGUUUUUUCUGCUGCCUUCCUAGCAAUGCACCUUGCUACUACUUUCCUGAAAAUGAUUUAGGUCCGUUGAUGGUUGAUCUAUCAUGCAUGGCUGCCCCAAUGAUUAUAAAGUACAGCUCACACAGCCAGCACCUUCUCUUUCGCACCUGCGGCCUUUGGCGGGCCUCCCCCGCCAGUUGUUGCAUCCGUGGCUGCUCCAAUUUUGAUGUCUAUCAAUGCACUGUCUGCGAUUUCUUCAUUCAUAUAAGGUGCGCCUUACUACCAAAAAUGGUUCAUUUUCAUGAAUUCGAUCAACAUCCUCUGCAUUUGAUCACUACGGGUACUAGUAGUAGUGGUUGUGAUCACGAUUUCUGCGAGGUGUGCGAAGAAGGUAUAGAGUGCAAGUAUUGGUUCUACCAUUGUGCAAAAUGUGACUACUCUUUCCACGUAAACUGCAUUCCCUCGCUUGGCUAUUUGUCCAAAGUCAAGUUGGGAGGCAAAUUUGAUAUUCCUUGUCACUCUCAUCCUCUCACACUUAAACGGAUGCUUACGUACGGAAGAAAUGAGAAGUGUGGGCAAUGCCACAAAAUCAUUCCGGGAUUGGUGGAUAAACCGGCUUUCUUCUGUUCACAAUACGAUUAUUGGAUUCAUUUUACGUGUGCAAGGGAUUCUUCAUGCAUACCUUCUCAAAAUUAUAGAUCUGUGGUUUUCGGGGAAAUCAAUAAAUUGUAUGAUACUGUGAUACGAGCCAUCAUUUAAUUAGUUUAGAUAUAUUAGGGUUGUGCAUAUCUUUUCAUAUAUUUUUUU